Messenger RNA from Populus euphratica (Euphrates poplar), 1263 nucleotides. Its product is annotated as folate-biopterin transporter 1, chloroplastic. Gene Ontology annotation, cellular component: membrane. NCBI's taxonomy places the organism in Eukaryota, Viridiplantae, Streptophyta, Magnoliopsida, Malpighiales, Salicaceae. The record is from RefSeq and is a predicted model, not a curated record.
AUGUCUGUUGAUGUAGCCAUGCCCACGCCGUCUAAUCAGCGUGACAAAAACCAGGGCUCGUUUUUGAAUUCGACGGGUAGCAAGUCUAUCCUCCAGAAUGACGAUCAGAAUAUGUCUAUAGUGAUUUCGUCAAUUGUGUAUUUUGUUCAAGGUGUCUUGGGCCUUGCCAGGCUCGCCGUCAGUUUUUAGCGAUUAGAUCCUGCUGAGGUAUGCUGUAACCGUUACAUUUCUGCAUAUCUUUCAAGUAAUUUUUUUUUUCGUUGCAGUGAUUCUGUUCCACUCUUUGGUUAUCGAAUCAUACUUGUUCUUUCAGGACUUCUUGGUGCACUUUCUUGGAGUUUGAUGUCUAACUUUGUUGAUAGCAAGUACAGUGCUGCCUUCUCUAAACUUCUUGGAUCCCUUUCUGUUGCCUUCUUGGAUCACUUCUUGGAGUUUGAUGUUGUUGUGGAUUCUGUGGUGGUAGAGAGGUCUCGUGGUGAGUCACGCGUGUCAAGAUCUCUUCAGUCUAUAUGUUGGGGGUAAUCGGCUUUUGGUGGGAUUGUGAGCUCUUACUUCAGGGGCUCUCUGGUAGAUGCUUAUGGUGUAAGGUUUGUUUUUGGUGUUACAGCGUUGCUACCUCUGAUAACAUCUGCAGUUGCUGUUCCUUUGCAACAUCUACUUGUGAAAGAACAGCGUGUGCUUGGUUCCACAAGUGGAGUGAAUCUUGCUUUGACUGGUCCUGGUUUCCAGGAAAGCUCAAAGCAUCAUAUUAUUCAGUUGUGAUUACCAUACUCCUUAUCUCUUCAGUCCAAUGUGUUCUUUCCCACAUUAUUUAUUUUCCUGUGGCAGGCAACACCGCAGUACUCCUUAUCGUUUAAAUUUUUCACAUAUAAAAUUGGUUUUACCCCAGAAUUUCUUGGACGCGUCAAGCUUGUUACCUCAGUUGCAUCAUUGCUUGGGGUUGGGCUGUAUAAUGGAUUUUUGAAAAGUGUUCCUUUGCACAAGAUCGUAUGUAUUCAUUCUUUUGCUAAUGUUUUCUCUCGGGUUUUCCUUGUUACUGGUUUACACAGAAAGUUUGGGAUAAGUGAUGGGUGGUUUGCUACUGGAGAUUCUUUGAUUCUAAGUGUCCUUGGCCAGGCUUCUUUCAUGCCAGUUCUUGUGCUAGCAGCGAAUUAGUUAUGUCCAGAGGGCAUGGAAGCGACACUUUUUGCAACCCUUAUGUCCAUUUCAAAUGGAGGGAGUGUUCUUGGAGGCCUGAUUGGUGCUGGUCUGACUCAAUUCUGA